Molecule: messenger RNA, 717 nt
Organism: Aureobasidium pullulans EXF-150
Lineage: Eukaryota; Fungi; Ascomycota; Dothideomycetes; Dothideales; Saccotheciaceae
Exons: 1
Coding region: 407-715 (102 amino acids)
Source: RefSeq, a predicted model, not a curated record
CAGACCAACUCCAAAUAAACCGGAGUCACUUGUUGGCCAUCGCCUUCACUCUCUACCACAGCGCAUCCUCCAGGCAGCAUCUGUAGGGGACACAUUUGGUUGUUCAUCUCCCGCUAACGGUACGAGACCACCCAUCUCACUCUCAAGCGCAUCUCAACGCCGCCGCUUUUUCCCCUCCUCUCACUUGUCGCAUCGUCGCAAUCGCCUUUCACUUUCACUAAAGGUCGUCACCGACUUUGCGCAUCACCUUUUCACGCUUGCGCAUCACUUUCCAUCUCUCCACUCUCACUCUCACCUCCUGUCGCGUAACUACUCAAGAUAAAGUCCAAGAAUACCAAUCCUGACAUCAGCUCGCUUCAGACUGCCUUACCACACUCCGUCGUUCUCUCUACAGCUCACCGCAAUCAUGGAGACUGUCAUCACACACCCCUCGACCGCCGCUCAGGCCAAGAACUUCACCGCACCCGGCUCUUUGUCCUUCCCAGGUGGCGCAGGUGAUCUCACCCCACCUUCAUCUGAGAAAGAUGGUCAGCAGAUCUCGCAGACAAACGGCGCAUACGGGUACGGCAACACUUCGCAGCCUCAGGGCCAGCAGCAACAGCCUGCACAGCAAGGAGCCGCCGCCCAACAGGGUGCUGGGGUGACUCCCGCGACUCCCGCUGCUACGCCCGGCGCUGGUCAGGGUGUCAGUGGCAUUGUGCCUACAUUGCAGUGAGU